Messenger RNA from Melanotaenia boesemani (Boeseman's rainbowfish), 1934 nucleotides. Its product is annotated as E3 SUMO-protein ligase KIAA1586-like. The coding region runs from base 867 to 1934 and encodes 355 amino acids. The transcript has 4 exons. The record is from RefSeq and is a predicted model, not a curated record. NCBI's taxonomy places the organism in Eukaryota, Metazoa, Chordata, Actinopteri, Atheriniformes, Melanotaeniidae.
AAUGCAGUGGUGUAGUCCAGGGUAUACGGCGGUAUACGGCGUAUACCCACUUAUUUUUCGGUCAGCAUUGCGUAUACCCACUUCUAAAUCCCCCUGAUGCGCACCAUUCAGUAAUAUCUGUGAGCCAGGUAGCCCAUUUUUUCCUUAAGGAUCAUGAAGCCACGACCCACCCUCUUCUGCCUCUAAUUGGCUGGUACUCGCAGCCUUCACUGAUUAGAUUGGUUAACUUUAGACAUGAGUACAGAUGAGCCAAUCAGAGGCAGAGGAGGGCGGGUCAUGCCAAGAAAAAUAUUGCUAACACCUCAGGUGCAAGUGGAAAAAAAAAAACUCGCUAACGGCAGACAGCAGGCGGCAGUAUGCCAACCCAGUUGAUGAAGGACAUCAUCCUGCAGGUGAGUUUUAAGGUGGUUUCCAAAUAAGUCAUUGUUUUAACCUACUGGCAAUAUGACUAGACAUUUAGAAGAGACGAGAUUUUGUCACCAGUAGUUAAACUGUGCGAGUUGCUAGCGUUAUGAAAGGCUAAUGUUACCCUAAUGUUAGGUUGCUGAAGCUAGCUAGAUUGGAAUAAUGAGGGGAAACCGCGCCAUUGUUGGUUUUCAGUAAGUGUUAAUUAGAAUUUCAUACCAGACUAAUGUUAGAUGAAACUGAUUAUCUCAGUUUCUAUGAAGCUUGUUUGUUACUGUGAAGGUCUAAAUUAUAACGUUUAAUUUAAAGGUAAUUUUAAUUUUAAAGUAGCUAGGCUGGUAGUUGAUUUUUCAGUACAGUAAGUUAAAAACACAAGAAUUGGGACAAAUAGUUUAAGAUUCGGCCUAAAACAAUAUUGAGGUCUAAUCAGAAUGUCUUACUUUGUUUAGGGACAGACAAAAAUGAAAAGAAAGGGAGAUAUUGCAGAUUUUUUUAUAAAGAGGCACAAAUCAGGCCCAGACCAGCCCCAGGCAGACCCCAGCCCUGAAACCAGCAAACCUGGCAGCUCCCACCUGGGCGCUAGCCAGGCAAGUCAACCCAGUCUACCACCACCAGACAUAAAUAAUGACUGGCCAGACCUGUGGAGUGCUAAACAAACAGAAGACUUCAAAUCCAAGAACCCCUGGUUGGGAUCCAAAAACAAAAAAUUAGGAUGUCUGGUCUGUAGCAGUGUGAACUCCAUUGGGAUCAACAAGGAGCAAGGUGUGUCACUCUCAAGAGAAUGGAUGAACUUUGAAAUUCAAGUGUCUGGCCAUGAAAGUAGAACAACAAGUCUGUCAGUCUUGAGAAAUAAGGUGAGGAAACAUGCGUUGUCCAAGGCCCACUCUCAGGCUGUGAAGGUGGCAGAGCAACAGAAAGAAGCUGCCAUUGACAAUGCAAUGGAGACCAUGACUGAGUCCUACAUGAAGGAAACUGAAGCUGUGUUUCGAACAGCCUACCAUCUGGCCAAAAAUAACCGACCCUUUUCUGACCAUGAAAGCCUCAUUGAGCUGCAAGAACUGAAUGGUGUAAAAAUGGGCUCAAUACUUCAUUCACGUUACAGUGCAACGCAAAUAAUACAGCAUGUUGCUAGUGAGAUGCAGAGCAAAAUUGUCAGUAGCAUUAUAGCAUCAUCCAGUAAGUUAGCUGUUCUGAUUGAUGAGGCAUCUUCUUUAAGUCACAAGGCUGUCAUGACAGUUUCUAUUAAAGCAUCAAUUCAAGAAGAAAGCCCUGAGUUUAUAUUCCUGGAACUUGUUGAACUUGAAAAUCAGAGAGCAGAUGGCAUAGUACAGGCGUUACUUACCUGUUUAACUAAUGCUGGCUUUACAGAAGAGUCAGCUCGAGCAGCACUGUACAGUGCUCUGUCCCCUGACCUGAAGGCAGCAUCCCGGGCUCUGAGGAGUGCGGGGACCUGGCUGGUCAUCCAGGGUUUCUGGUUUGGGAAAGCCCUGAUGGUUUUGUCCACAGUCACAUUCCCGAUGCAGAACUGA